Messenger RNA from Notodromas monacha, 453 nucleotides. Lineage: Eukaryota; Metazoa; Arthropoda; Ostracoda; Podocopida; Cyprididae. The record is from the annotation of a GenBank genome assembly.
AGUGACUUCGAGCCUUGCCGAAGUGUCAGUCUUCCACUGUCCCCACAUUCGCUUUGGUGUACAAAUUUGUUUGCCUGUGGUGAGCUUUCGUCUCGUGUGUGAUUUUCGACACUUCCGCCGGGGAAGAGAGGCCCAACAAGUGACGUAACCCCGUCGUAGCACAAUAAAGGAUUCGUCAGCACCGGGGACCUGCGAUUUCCCUUUCCUCGCUUGUUUCGUCGGAAAUUAAGUGGAAGAAGCCUCGUCUAUUCUUUCGAGAUGUCUGGGACGCCCAUUUAUGCAGGUUUGAUUGUCGUCGUCACCGUGGCGGUGAUGGUCACUGGCGCCGAGCCGUCCAUGUCUCCUGGAACCCUGUUGGACGCCUUCAAGUAUUUCAGGAAGUCGUCGACUCGGAGUUUGCCGAUCCCGAUGGAGGACAACGUUUCCAUGGACCUGAUCAACAGCUUGGAUGCU